AUGGAGGUCCCUCCCAUGGAUAUCGUCUCGGCAAUUCUUUCCCGUGUGAUUCCUGAUUCAAUAUUAACAUGCAAACUAGUAUGCAAGUCAUGGAAUUCACUUCUCAGUAAUAUAAAGGUAGGUGUUCUCUUUUUGGUUCCGUCACAUAAACAACUUGGAAUAUACUAUGGCGACUUCCAUGAGCUUAUUGGCGACUGCAGUACUUUUAAAACAACAGUUAUGAAGAUCAACCAUAUUCCAAUUGUUAAGGGUGAUCCUUUCGACUACGAGAUGGUUGGUUCUUGCAACGGCCUGGUUUGUUUAUCUGUACCCUAUGUUAAACUUGGAUUUCCAUGUAGAUUCGGAGAUCCUAUCUACAUAUGCAAUCCCGUCACUAGAGAAUACGUCUAUCUUCCAGAUGUCGACAGGAAGGUUGAUAAUAUAACAGGUGGAUUCGGUUACCUUCGUACACCUAAUAAGUACAAGGUAGUUAGAAUUUAUUACCCUGAGUAUCCAGGUAAAGGAUUUGUCCAGAUAUACACUCUUGGCGACUCUAGUGGAUGGAGAGAAAUUGGGGAGAUAGAACACGCCCUGACCGGUACACCAGGUGUCCUUGCCAACGAAACUCUCUAUUAUAUGGAUACUUGUAGAAAUAAUAUUUUGGCUUUGGAUUUAGCAAGCGAAGAGUUCUGUCUUCUCCCAACACCACCAUGUCUCAACGGAUGUAUUACAACGACAACCUAUCAACUAAAGGUGAUGAGAGGGCAUCUUUGUAUUGUUCAUUCAAAGAAAGGUGAGAAAGUGGAUAUUUGGUCAUUUAGCAAUAGACAAAAGGACAAAAUAGGAGGUUUACCCUUUAAGAUUUCUGAUUGUGAAUUCUAUCAUAAUAUCCUAUCAAAUGAUGGUCUGUUAGAUUUAGGUUUUAAAGGUUACGCUUUUACUUGGAAUAACCAUAGAGAAAAAGAAGCCAAUAUACAGGAAAGGCUAGAUAGAGCUGUAGCUAAUUUGAAAUGA
Messenger RNA from Papaver somniferum (opium poppy), 993 nucleotides. RefSeq names its product F-box protein At3g07870-like. Lineage: Eukaryota; Viridiplantae; Streptophyta; Magnoliopsida; Ranunculales; Papaveraceae. Gene Ontology annotation, molecular function: protein binding. The record is from RefSeq and is a predicted model, not a curated record. The transcript has a single exon. Bases 1 to 993 code for a protein of 330 amino acids.